This is a messenger RNA of Cutaneotrichosporon oleaginosum, 798 nucleotides long. RefSeq lists its product as uncharacterized. Lineage: Eukaryota; Fungi; Basidiomycota; Tremellomycetes; Trichosporonales; Trichosporonaceae. The record is from RefSeq and is a predicted model, not a curated record.
AUGCACAAGCGACGGCGACGCGCGCAUGCGGGACAGUAUGCGCCGGAGCUCGAGGCGCCGUACAAGCCGCCGGCGGCGGCGUAUGUCCGCGCAUACGAAGCGCAGCUCGUCGACGAAGCUCGCAAUCCGGGCCUGAUUCCUUGGGCUGGCGACGAGAGCGUCCUGGCGGACCGCCACAACAUUCUCCACCUCUUGCCCGACGUCGACGUGCCGUCGCCGCCGUCGCCUGGCUCAAUCUCGAGUUCAUGGACGAUCCCAUCUGACGCCGAAGAAGCGUUCGAGCUCUCGGGGGACGAGGAGGUGGCGGCGCACGCGCGCGCCAGGAAGCAGAAGUGGGUGGACGCGCUGCGUGAAGCGCGCUUGGCCGAGCGCGAGCGGGAGGACGAGGAGGCCGCGCUCGCGGAGGAGAAGGAGCGCGAUGAGGAGCCCCCACCCGACAUCGCCAACCUCAUGGCGCACACCGCCCGGAGCCUCGCCGCGUCGCCGAACCCCGCGAUCCUAAUAUCUAAAAUCAUGGCCCGACACGCCGCGGACGCGCGCUUCACCUUCCUCCGCCCCGAAGGCGUGUGGGCGGGCGCAUGGGCGCGCGCCCAGCUCGCGGCGGGGAUCACGCUGCCGCCGCCGCCACCGCCUGCACGAAGCACGGCACGUGCGCUGCCCGCGCUCGGCGGGCUUGGCGGAUAUGAUAGCGCGAGCGACAGUGACGACGGCGCGCGUCAUGCUCCACCACUGGAUCCGCCUCCACCUCCCGAUUCGCCUCCUCCUCCACCGCCUGCCACACCUCCCCCUCCGCGAUAG